CCGAGAAGAUGGUCGCCCCCGAGGCGCUGUGAACAUGGCUCUGUCGGCAGGUUUGAGAUGCUGCCAAAGAAUAUUCUCCUGGAUACCUGUUGUUAUCAUCACGUCUAUAGUCUUGUGGUCUUAUUAUGCCUACGUGUUUGAGCUCUGUUUGUUCACCAUCAGCCACACACUGGAAAAAGUGGCCUACCUCCUCGUGUUCCAUGCUUGCUUUGUUAUGUUUUCCUGGACCUACUGGAAGUCUAUAUUUACACCUCCUUUCUCCCCAUCAAAGAAGUUUCAGCUUUCGUACUUGGACAAGGAGAGGUAUGAACUGGAAGAGAGGCCCGAUGUACAGAAGCAGAUCCUCAUUGAGAUAGCGAGAAAACUUCCCGUCUUCACACGCGCAGCAUCUGGAGCUAUCAGGUUCUGCGACCGCUGCCAGGUGAUAAAGCCAGACCGCUGCCACCACUGCUCUGUCUGCGAAACGUGUGUCCUCAAAAUGGAUCAUCAUUGUCCAUGGGUAAACAACUGUGUGGGAUUUUCCAACUACAAGUUCUUUCUGCUGUUUCUCGCAUACUCCAUGGUGUACUGCAUCUUCAUUGCUGCAACAUCCUUUCAGUAUUUCCUCAAGUUCUGGGUGGGGGAGCUGCCCAAUGGUCCGGCCAAGUUCCACGUACUCUUCCUCAUGUUCGUGGCCCUCAUGUUCUUUGUCAGCCUCAUGUUCCUCUUCGGCUACCACUGCUGGCUGGUGGCCAAAAACAGGUCUACUUUGGAGGCCUUCUCAGCUCCCUUUUUCCAGAGUGGACCUGACAAGAAUGGUUUCAAUCUUGGCUUCCGUAGCAACCUGCUACAGGUCUUUGGAGAAGAGAGGAAACUCUGGCUCCUUCCCAUUUUCACAAGCCUGGGUGACGGUCACUACUUCCCCAUGAGGAGCCAGAGUGAAUCCCGCAAUCCUUUAUUAGCUAAUGAGGAGCGCUGGGAGGAGGAUGGCGGAUCAGAUGAAGAGGGUGCCGCCAUUCAGAGGGACCCUUCUGUCACCAUAGAGAUGGAUUCCUAAUAGGCUGGGGUGCAUUGUUUUCAGAUCAGAAAUCAUUCAAGAUGAGUUCAGCAUUGAAGCAGUGCAGUUAGAUGAAGAUGAUGAUGCUGCAGCUUCUAAGGACUGUGCAGAGUUCAGAAGAAUUCCAGACAAGCUGAGAGAUGCAAGAAACCAAACGGGUCAAACAAGUACCUUGCUGGGAUUGUUCGUAGGGAUUAUUGUGUACCGGAUGUGUUAAUACCCGUUCAGUGUCCGCAAAAGGAUGAGUAUGUGUUUGCGUGUCCUGUGUGAAGGAAUACAGGAUAUUCAGGAGCACUGCUGAUUUCCCGUUUCUCUGUACAGGUGAAGCAAACUUGCGUCGCCGUGGACAUGAGAAAGCAUACUGUAUACUGUCAGGUAUUUGAACUGUAUUUCAUGUCUAGUCAAAUACCUUCUGUCACUGUUCCCCUUAUUAUUUUUCCUCCUAAGUGUUCAUUUCAAAAUAACUGGAUUUCUGUGGAUGGCUGCAAUAUGAAGCCAAAACUGAUUAGACUUUUGUGAUGUGCAAUCAUCAGACUGCGUGAUGCCCAGGGUGUGUGUGAACUGAGCAUUGCGCUGACCACACAGGGAGCCCUAACUGCUGCCUCCUGUACUCCUCUCCACUCCACACCGGUGAAGUGCAGCCGACCGCGCUGCCUUCUAGUAGAGAUGAACGGGAGUACAACCACCUCCUUCAGUGUCCAUCUCAGCCCUAGGGAAUUGUGGGAUUUGAGCUUGAAGUCAUUUCUGUGAGAAACCACCACACUCCAGUCAAGCAAUUUAUUAGAACAUUACUUAUGAAAAUGAUUUAAUGAAUCGUAAAGCGAGGUCCUUAUGAAGAAAUGUAAGCCUGGAACUUUUAUAACCCAUUUCUGUCUUAUUCUGAAAGUGGUUUAUGACCAUGCUUUUGCCAUUAGCCUAAAUGUUGGAGAUGGGUUUUUUCAGUUCAUCUCGGGAAACAAGUUAAUUCGGUGUUUUUGCAAUUUCCUUUCUUUAGCUACCUUAAUGUUUAUUUUUAUAAAUAGAUGUUUGAAUGACCAAUGGAAAAUUGAGUAUUUCUAUUUACUAAAUACUGUGGCUGUAUGAAACGCACAUUUUUGACAGUGCAUUGCUUUGUUGGAAACGCAUCUGUAUUAGUGUAAAUGACUGCAAAAUGAAACCGGGGUAAAAUAUUCAAAUGGAAAUGUAUUUAUUGAUAAUGUAAAUGGUUUUAAAAGGUUGCCUGGUAAGAAAUAUUACAAAUAUAAAGUUGUUUUCCUGUAUUUUAAAUUUUACCUGUGGGAUUUAUUUACUGCUUUCCUUGUGGUGGGAGAUUAGAGCAGGGUUAUAAAGAAAUUAAUAAAGUGUGUAUGAUUAUUUGUAGUGGUGUUUAGGAAAAGGCUCUUCUAAUGCAUCCUUCCAGAUUUUUGAAGCUGUUUUUUUCAGUACUCAGUCUACAUGGUUUUACUCAACUUUCUUGAAUAAGAGCUGGAGCAACUACAAUGUGUAUUGUCAUUCAGGUCAUCUGACGUUGCUACCCUGAUGGAAAGGGGUCAUGUUUUGGGGUUUUCUGUUUCUGUUGGACGGAGGGCCUGUGUAUGUUUACUAUGUGAGGCAUGCUGGCAGUUGUCCUGUGACUCCACCC
Scleropages formosus (Asian bonytongue) is the source of this 2657-nucleotide messenger RNA. Its product is annotated as palmitoyltransferase ZDHHC15B-like. The record is from RefSeq and is a predicted model, not a curated record. Lineage: Eukaryota; Metazoa; Chordata; Actinopteri; Osteoglossiformes; Osteoglossidae. Bases 35 to 1036 code for a protein of 333 amino acids. The transcript has 12 exons. Gene Ontology annotation, molecular function: palmitoyltransferase activity.